GCCGGGCCGUGUCGCUCCUCGACUCGUUCCUCCCACGAGGGCCGCGCACCGGACCCCCUCCUCUCUCGACACUAUCUCACGACCGCGAUCUCCCUCCUCGACCAUGACGACCAACGCGCCCGACCCGUCGCCGCCAACGUCGACCCUCACGACCUCAACCUCCCUCACGGACACUCCCAGCAUUCCCUCCUCACGCGUCCCGGUCCCCCUCGUCCUUCCGUCCUGCACAGACACUUUCGUCUCCCUUUCCCUCUACCCCUAGUCCACGCCGCUGUCCCCUCAGUCGCCCCCCUCGGUCGCCGUUUGUCCGUGUUUCGCCUACGCAUAGAUCCCUCUCGUCCCCCUCGGGCCGUGCCUGUAACCC
Molecule: messenger RNA, 364 nt
Organism: Rhodotorula graminis WP1
Lineage: Eukaryota; Fungi; Basidiomycota; Microbotryomycetes; Sporidiobolales; Sporidiobolaceae
Exons: 1
Coding region: 104-262 (52 amino acids)
Source: RefSeq, a predicted model, not a curated record